AUUCGGACAACGAUGGGUCAAAGUUCGAUCAAGCCUCACAUCGAGAGAGCUGAAAAAUCUGGCGUUUGUCAACUUGCAAACAUGAGUUUGUCAGAGUUUCCCCCUGAUCUGCAAAGGUUGAUCAAGAACCUACGCACACUGGAUUUAUCCAGCAACAAGAUUCCAGCCCUGCCUCUGCUAAUCGGCCAGUUUGAUGCACUGAAGAGCCUAAAUGUGAGCAACAACAGACUUACAUCCUUACCAGAGGAAUUGGGUCACCUCAAGAAGCUGGAGACUCUCCAGUUGAACAACAAUCGGCUGACCUCCCUGCCUGCCUCCCUGUCUAAGCUGUCGGCUCUUAAGACCCUCUCCCUUUCAGGCAACAAGCUUCAGCGCUUCCCCCUGCAGGUCUGUGAGCUCCGGCACCUGGACAUCUUGGAUUUGUCCCAGAAUUCCAUCAGGAAGAUCCCUGACGGGGUGGGAAGGCUUCAGACUAUUGAACUGAAUGGUAACCAGAAUCAGAUUUCCUCUAUUUCCGAAUCCAUCGCUGAAUGUCCACGACUUAAAGUCCUCCGGUUAGAGGAAAACUGCCUCCAGUUAGCGGCUAUCACACCCAAGAUCUUGGAGGAGUCUGGUGUGUCACUACUAGCAUUAGAAGGAAAUCUCUUUGAUAUGAAACAACUCCAUGAUGUGCCCGGAUAUGAGAAGUACAUGGAACGGUACACUGCUGCAAAGAAAAAGAUGUUUUGAUGGGGCAUCUGUAUUGAGGGUUGCUUUCCAACGUUUUAGCCAUCGUGGAAGAUUUGGAUCCAUUGCUGGCAUCAGCACUGAACUGUCUUUCACAUCAAACUGAAAUCAUAAAAGUCGGGGAAGACAUUGCUCAUUUUUGAGAGGGAUAUUUGGAGUGUCACAGAAAUGUCGAAUAGGAUGCAGAGAAUGAUCACCAUCAGUGCUAUUCCUACUGUGAACUGGAGGGUUUUGGAAGAACUGUAAUUUCUCGCUGUUUGAAUGACUGGAUGACCCUUCUUGUAUCGGUGUCUUGGAAACAGCAUCAGAAAAACCAAGUUGGCCAUGGUCUCACCCUCAUAGAAAGCUAUGUAUGGCGCUGUACACAGCAUCAGUUUAUGAACUUUUUGAAACUUUUUAGAUGAACUUUUUGUUUGCACUUAGCAAAUAUGCGCUUGCAUUUUUGCAUUUUCCAGUGGAUAAUGCCUGCAUCAAUUUGUGAUGAGUAGUGCAAGUUUUUAGUCAAUUGGCCAAAUGGUUAGGAUGAGCAGAAUUAACAAACAAGUGUCUUAAGCAAUAGGUAAACUCAACCAGAGCAAUUAACAUGGAAUGAUUUGCCAAAAAUCUUUUACCGCAACAACGAGGAAGUACCUGUACUUUGGCUCAGUGCAGGUCAUGCUGAAGAUGUCAAAAGUGUCAAAUCUUUAACAACUGCUUACAACUGUCUGUGAUCUGCAACAUCACCUACAUGUAUAUGACUAUCUGUGGUCUGAAACUUUGCCUAAUGAUUGUCUGUGACUGUGAAAUGCUUGUAGCAUUUAUAACCUGCCAGCUGGUGAUAGUACUCCACUGAGUGUGCCUUGUGCCUUUUCCUUGGCUGGCAGUUGAGAUUGGGAGGUGGGAUUAUUACAACGUUGGCCUAUCUAGCCACCCAAAGAUUCAUCAGGGAUCAUCAUCAUGUUUAGGAAGUACAGCACUGCAGUAAUGACAUCACCCCUGCAUGUACCGAUAUUUAGGUACGUGUACAUGUACACGUACAGUUCAGUGCAUCACCAUAAUUCUCAGAAGAGAAACUGAAUUAGUUCAUCUUUGGAAAUCCAGUUGUGAAUUUGGAGUACAAAGUGACGUGUUCCUUGCAGGACAGGUUCAAGAAUUUUGUGUUGAGUCACAGUAAGUGUGAAUGUGAGUUCAACUUUGAAGACACUUCAGUGAUUUUACAGAUUAACAGGAAAUGCAGCUUCAAUCUUUAUUUGCAUUGAGUAUGAACAGCCCUUUAACUGCUGGAAAUAAUACUAACAACCACUGAUACCAUUGUCAGUUGUGAGUGUUUGGUGUCGAACAAAAUUUGCUCUUAAUGCUGCACCCACACCAAAGAAGACAGAGGUCUGAGGUAUUCCAUAAUUGCAUGGAUGGCUUUGUUACCUCGAUUAUCAUUAUGGUGAACAUUAGAAUCUAUAAAUGUAACUUUAAAAUUCAUAUCAUGUUGCCAUCAAAGGUUCUCUCUGAAGGAAGAGAGUUUGAUAAGCAGAGCCUUGCAAACAACAUCAAGAGGUAAAAGUGUGAACACAAAUCAGGUCAUUUUUUUCAACAUGUGUUAAAUAGUUAAAUACAUGUAAAGAAACAGUGAAAUGGCAUUGAAAUUGAAAAUGGCGUUUGAAAUUUCUACAGUUGUCUCCAUCGACUUCACUAUACUCAAACAACACACACACUGUAAGAUGCCUAAUUGUGUAAGAGUGGUCGCAUUCUAAUUUCUUUUCCUUGGAAGAGACCUUUAAAAAACAGACUCGCUUAUUCCAGACGUGUGAUUCUCUUCCAAUUUACUUUGUUGUCCAUCACCAUAAUACCAUAUUCUACAUAUUUGGCAACCUUAGAGGAAACAGGAAUCCAGACUCUGUUUUAUAUAACGGUACAUGUACAUGUCAUGCACUGGUACAACACACAUGACAACCUAAUAAGAGCGAUGGUACACAUUGCACAGUCCUGUUUCUCAUUAUGAAACUGCAAAUCAAAUUCCUUUUGUAGGAUUUUUAAUUGUGCAAUGGUGAGAGUUUCUUGCCCUUACGUGUAUUUCGGGGGGGUGGGGAUACCAGUAAUCAAGUGUACUUUAUCCCAAAUUACACUUACUAGUAUGUAAACCGCUGUUAGAUAUAAAACGGAUUUGUAUAUUUUAUGUACAUAAUGUAAUACAGAUGGCAUGUACAAGUCUGUUUUGGCUUCAUUUCCAGUCUGGGUGUAUAAUAUUGCUGCUGACUCCACAGGAAACUUUGUAAACUUUGACAAAUACGUGAUAUGUACAGGGAGACAGCUUUCCAGUUUAUGUUAACAGGUUUCUGUUUUGUCUCAUGCUGUUGAUUUGCAUUAAGCCCAUCAAAAAUGGAUCCAUGUAUUUUGUUUUUUUGUAGUGAGCAUUUUGGAUAUUGUUUUUAUUCUGGGUUCAAAAAAAGUGAAUCACAAAAUGUGACCCACCAUCCCCAAACGAGGCUGAAGUCGAUAUUUGUUAUGUUGGACAAUUCCUCUCCUUCAGCUCUUUUUUUUUUUAACUGUAAAGUGAUCCAUGGUUGAAUCGAAAUUCUGCCUGCAGUAAGCUUCUUACGGGAAGUGAUAGCUGUAAAACCCCCCAUGAAAAUCUGAUCAGUGGAAGUUCCACUAUUUU
Messenger RNA from Acanthaster planci (crown-of-thorns starfish), 3358 nucleotides. It is a transcript of the gene lrrc57, whose product is annotated as leucine rich repeat containing 57. Gene Ontology annotation, molecular function: protein binding. Gene Ontology annotation, cellular component: cytoplasm. Lineage: Eukaryota; Metazoa; Echinodermata; Asteroidea; Valvatida; Acanthasteridae. The record is from RefSeq and is a predicted model, not a curated record.